AUGUUGACAACAUCUCCCAUCGUCGCCAGCUCCGCCAAUGCCUCGCCGAGCAACUUUCAUUAUGCCCCUACGCGAUCCUCCCCGCACUCAUCUCCUGCCCGGCUUUCGGCCCCUUUGCCGCGGCGACACUCUGCAUCCAGAUCCUCCCCGUCUGCCUCAAUGGCCUCGCCCUCCCAACAACCACGCCCCAAACAAUAUGUAGCUGUCGAUGCGGGCACACAAUAUUCUCCCAUGGAACCAUCGAACCAACACGCCCAGGCGCAGGGUCAAGAAGGUGCCGUCGAUGUCCCGCGCACCUCUGUCCCUGCGACGCCUGCCGAACCCCCACCACCACCGCGUCCUCAGCCGAUAGACCCUUCCGCACCGCUUCCGCGACCACAACCACCAACACAAUCACAGGCUGUCGUGGCUCCCGUUAUACGCCAGGCCACGACUGUCAUGGCUUCGCCCGGCAAACGACGCAAUUCCCAAGAUCCUGCCGUCGCGCAGGCGAGCGCAUUCACCGCUGGCGAUUCGUCUACGAGCGCCACUAAGCGCCCUAAACCGACAGCCGGGCCGCCCAAGAUUUUGCCUCAACGAUAUGAGCUGUGCAGCGUCGAGGACAUGGUCGUCCUGAUAGCACACAUGUUAUCGGAGCUCAUCGAGACCAACGACGCCCUAGCCCUUCGUUCCGGCAGCCUGACUCGGUUCCACUCGAGAACGGCACCGAGUAUCUCGGUUCUUGAAUACUUAAACAGAUUAGCGAAACAUGCGACGCUGACACCGCCGCUAUUACUAUCCAUGGUCUACUACAUCGACCGUCUGUGUGCAUUAUAUCCAGAGUUCACCAUCAAUACGCUCACUGUACAUCGUUUCUUGAUAACGGCCGCCACCGUCGCCGCCAAGGGCUUAUCAGACUUGUUCUGGAACAACACGACAUAUGCGCGGGUAGGAGGUGUUAGGGUCGCUGAGCUCAAGCUCCUCGAACUUGAAUUCCUCUAUAGGGUAGAUUGGAAGAUUGUCCCGAACCCGGAAGUUCUUGUUGCGUAUUAUCGUGGCCUGGUCGAGCGCUGCCCCGGCUACGCCCUGCAGGACGAAGAGGCAACCGUAGAGGACGAAGAUUCCGACGACGUCGACGAGGAGGACGGGUCAACUGAAAUUUCAGACGUUGCCGGUGACGAUAGUGGGGACUCGCCCGAUGAUGCGAGCCCGACCAAGUCGCCGCCUUCUGAAGCCGCAGUAGAAGCGGCGCGAACUCAGUCCUCGUAA
Messenger RNA from Colletotrichum truncatum, 1248 nucleotides. Lineage: Eukaryota; Fungi; Ascomycota; Sordariomycetes; Glomerellales; Glomerellaceae. The record is from RefSeq and is a predicted model, not a curated record.